UUAACAGAGGAAUACUCAUUUCCAUGUUAUAUUUUACCGAAUACUCUAACUCUCCAUCUACUCAUGAGGCACUUCAAACUAUUUUUUCAAAAGCUUCUAAUGAGCAAAUUUUGAAGUACAAGAGACAACUUGCAAAUAUAAAAAUUCUUGAUCCAGUUCUUAUAAUUGUUCCGAAUCAGAAUUGGAUCAAUUUACAUGGUUGGCCCACAUAUUACAAUAUUAUGGAUAGUUUUGCGACAAAUGGCCUUCGGAAUGAGCAUGAAAAUUCACGUGCCAUUUUUCACUUUACCACUAAUACCGAGCUUUAUACGAUGCGAAGCAACAUUGAAAAUCUUUUCCCUAAUGCCUUCAUGGUUCCACCCUCCCUUCAAGCUUCAGUCCCUAAUCCUCGAUUACAUCCAAUUGGUGAGGCCUGGAUAUUAACAAAUGUAGCGAAACGUAAAAGUGACUUUGGAGAAGUUUCUUUCUAA
This is a messenger RNA of Dentiscutata erythropus, 470 nucleotides long. The record is from the annotation of a GenBank genome assembly. Lineage: Eukaryota; Fungi; Glomeromycota; Glomeromycetes; Diversisporales; Gigasporaceae.